Metopolophium dirhodum (rose-grain aphid) is the source of this 1618-nucleotide messenger RNA. Its product is annotated as pancreatic lipase-related protein 2-like. The record is from RefSeq and is a predicted model, not a curated record. Bases 331 to 1317 code for a protein of 328 amino acids. Gene Ontology annotation, molecular function: lipase activity. Gene Ontology annotation, biological process: lipid metabolic process. The transcript is spliced from 7 exons. Lineage: Eukaryota; Metazoa; Arthropoda; Insecta; Hemiptera; Aphididae.
AUAUUAUAUUAUAGUUGUCCGCAGAACGUCGUCGCGCUUGUAACCGCUUCGCGUGUGAUGACAUAAUAUUUUGCGAGUCCGAUCAAACCAUAAUUAUUAUAUAGGCUCUGUAUAAAACCGAAUCGUCGUGUUUUUCUGAAACAGUAAUUUAAAUUAUAUUUUUUAUUUCAAAUUUGUUUUUAUACAUUUUUACUUGUUCGAAUAUCUACCGCGUGGAAAUUCGUGCGAGAAAAGCGCAUUAUGUUUUAACAAAACAUAUUUUUACCGUCAUAAAAAUAUUGCCUUGCCUAAACAUCAAUAUUCUUCAUAUUUUAACAAGUGUCGUCCGAUAUGGUGUUAACAACGUACAGUACGGCCACUGCACUUCUUGCGUGGGCGUUAUGUUUUUCGAUCACGCAGUGUGCCGAAAACCACCAGAAAAUCGGCCCUUGUACGUUUAUUGUCCAUCCGGUGUGUCCCGACGCUUCGAUCAAUUUUUACUUAUACACCAGAGAGAAUCAAUACGAUGCUCAAUUGGUCACGGUAGAAAAUAUUACCGAGUCAUACUACGUCAAGUCUCUUCCAAAUAAGUUCAUCUUACAUGGUUUCAACAGUAAUAUGAUGCUAAACGUACUUCAAAGCAUAAAAGAUGAAUACCUAAUGCAGGCAGACGUCAACGUCUGGAUGAUCGAUUACCGUGACGUCUCGGCCGGGCCGCGUGAGUGUUAUUUGGCUGCGGUGUUCAACCUGCCGGCGGUGGGGAAGUGCACUGCUCUGUUCGUGCGUAAAAUCAUUGAGCUGUCCGAGGUGGAUGUGCCCGAAGAGGCGAUGCACGUGAUCGGAUUCAGCCUAGGUGGCCAGUUGGCAAGUCAGAUAUCCAAAAAUCUUAAGCCCAUCAAGUUGCCGAGGAUCACGGGACUGGAUCCGGCUCUGCCGUUGUUCUACAGCUCGCACCUUAACAGAAGGCUGAGUCGCAACGACGCCGAUUUCGUGGACGUGAUACACACGAACGCGUUGAUCCAGGGCCAGUUGGUGCCAUGCGGUGACGUAGACUUUUAUGUCAACGGCGGAUUAGCGCAACCGGCCUGCCACAACAGUUCAAAUCCGAUCGGUUGUGAUCACCACAUGGCUCCGACUUACUUCACCGAGAGCAUCAGAUCGGUGACGGGUUUCUGGUCUUGGCCGUGUCCGAGUGUGUUCGAAUACUUCUCUGGCAAGUGUCCACGGCAAGGCGACCACGAGCUGAUGGGAGAGUGCGUGAACCGCAGUGCCAGAGGUCAAUACGUAUUGCACACCAACAGUGAACCACCUUAUGCGCAAGGUGACUGGACGCGGUGAACACCAGGAACAUUGAAGGAGAGUCGUGUCCUGCCACGCUGUUAUUAUAACGUUCGAAUAAACCAUGCAACUCGCACGCCACUGAAACACGAAAAUAAUCAUUAUGCCGUUGCGUUUUCGAUGAAUAUUUUAUCAACUAUUGUUUUAUUUUUUUAAUUUUAAUAUUAUAUGUAGUCCGAGUUAAGAACGAACACAAUACGAUAAUAAUAUAAUAUUAUAUUAUGAUACAAUGCCGUUGGGUUUCGAUUUGUAGAACAUGACAAUAAUAUUAUAUUAUAAUAGUAGUGUAUCUAGAAAUACA